AUUUCUAUGAAUUUAAAUGCAUUCACUACAAAUGAACAGAUGGAAACAUGGCUGGCUUCGUGAGUAAGUACGGACACGCAAUGAAAAAAUGUGAUGAUAUAACCAGUUAUCUCUUGUUUUGGAAUCUGUUUCGUUUGCUGCCUAAUGAUUGGUUGUUUGAAAAAGUCAGAUCACUAUAUACGGGGACAUUGAUUAUGUCGAGUAAAAUAUUCUGACUAAAACAAUAAAAAAAGAUCAUAUUCAUCGCAUUUAUUGGAUUAAUUCGUUUUUGUUAAAAAAUUACUUGUAUCUAUUAGUUCGUUCAUUGCUGAUACACAAAAGCUGAACAUACUUUUGAUUAAAGUUCGUUAUUUAAGUUUAUCGGAUUUGUUAUUCUAUGUUUUGAGAAACAGUCAGUAGUAGUUAUCAUUGCAUCUGAAAGAAACACUUCAGACAAUGAACAAAUGAAAUAUGCCACUUACACAGAAUCCAUUAAAUGAAGCAAUCAAUACAGUGCAAAUUAAUGAAGAUCAAAAUACAGAGAAUGUAUGGAUCAAAAGUUCCAUAGUUAAAAUUUUAUUAUUUGUACUCGGAGCAAUUCUAUUAUGCUCAGUUGUGCUGAUACUUUUAGCCACAGCUUUAACACAUACAGCAUGGUUUCAUCGAAAAAGGCGUUCUUAUCAUAAACGAUUAGAUUCUUCAAACAGAUCCAAGUUAGAAAUAAAAGAUUACAUCAUACAUUAUUUCUGUUUUGUUGUUGAAGCACUUGCGAUAAGUUCUAUAAAUGAUAGUGAAUCUUCAUCAAAAUAUUCAAAAUCCUUCGGUCAAAAACAAAGCGAAAAUAACGGUGAACCACCAUCAUUACCUUUACGAUUUCAACCUGAAAAACUCUACGGAGCGACGACGACGUUAAAUAAAGAUAACUUUAGAAAAGGAAGUUGUGUAACUCUACCUCUUCACUCACAAGAAAAUAGAUUUCGAAAAAAAUCUAUGCAUGAUGUUUUUGUAUUUUCUGAUCAAAGAAAAGAUUCUAAGCUAUUGAAUUCAACAAACUUGUCAAAAACCAACAUCCCUAUCCAUCAUUCUCAUUUAGCCGGUAGUGAGAAAAAUUCCUGUGAAACGGUUAAGUCAGUAACAGCUUUAAAGUUGGAACCGCACGUUAUUCCUCAACAUUUUUCGGAUUUGUCAAGUCAAUCUUCUUCCGAUCGAAGCAGAAGCCAGAAAACACGAUUAUCAACUGAUAAUACCGAAAUGCAUGCUUUAAAUCAAGGAAAUAUGUGUCUUACUAUCCCGAUAGUUACACGCAGAGCUUCAGCAACAGACUAUGAGCUUCUCGACAAUCGUUCAUCUAAAUCUAAAAGGCUGUUAGAUGCUCCAAUUUCAAUAACCAUAACUGACACACAGGCUGAGCUGGACAGUGACUUAAACCUACAGAAUGAUGGUAUACAUAUGCUUAGUACUUCGGGAUCAUUUAUAGAAGACCCGAGGUAUGUUCGCCGAAAUAGCUUUCUGUCUUAUUCCACAGUAGCUGGGACCACAAACAAAGAUGAUUCAGAACUUAUGGAUGAUGACAAAACUUUACAUCCAGUUACUUCACCUUCGUCUGCUGGAAAACAAAUUAAAAUAGGAAACUCUGCUUCAUUUUUCAGUGCAUUGAACACAAACGAGACUUUACUGUUGAAUACAGAUAUUGAUCAAGAAAAAGUUCUUGUUAAACGACUUCCACCUCUUAUCACAUAUGACUGGAUGCAAUUCCCUGCUGGCAUUAUGGCUAUUAGUGUGAAGUAUUUUUCACACGUUGAUAAUAACCAAGGACAAAUCAUAGUCACAUUGCAUACAGCGAAAAAUCUGCUAUCACCUCGCUUAUGGCAUAAAACAGUUUUCACUAUUAACUGUAUCAUAUCUAGUAACGAAAACACUCAAACAUUCACCAUUCAUAGUAGGGAAACUGAAUUUGGUUGUCCACAAUUUCUAAAUCAUAAUGAAAUUUCAAUGAAUAUACCAGUAAGAAGAUGUUCAACAAUAUCUGGAGCAUAUGAUAAUGAGGCACCAAAAAUACACAUAAAACUAGAAAUUUUCGAAUCUAUUCCUAAAUGGUCUGGGGAUAAAGAAUAUUAUCAUGGAUCUUGUAGUAUAUCCACAGAAGAACUAUCAAAUGGUCAGAAGGAAUUUGAACAUGUCGGGUGGUAUCUAGUUGAAGAAGCUUAUCCAGUAAUACGAUUAUCAGGAGAUAUGUUGAUUUCAAUAUGUCGUAACCAAAACAAAGGAUUUGUUAAUAUUCAUAUACAUGAAAUAAGAAAUUUAGAAUUUCAUUCAUUUGGGAAAUGGAGAAUUGAGAAUUUAAAUAAUUUGUUGAGCAACAGAUCUUAUGAAAUGACAGUGCAUGCUUGUUUAAUUAAUGCUGGUCAUAUAAUUAAAGCAAUCAAGGCCACAACAUUCAAUCAUCAUUCUCGCAGAGCUUCAAAACAUAACGAAACAGAUUUAAACAAUGCAAUAAAAAACAAAUUAACUGAAACGAAAACCAACAAGACAAAAUCAAACAAUUUCACACUGGAUGAUUGUUUUGUUCAGUUUAGUUUACCUACAGUGAAAAAAUCUGUAGGUAGACAUUUAGCAGUUAAACAUGGUAUAACGAUAUACAUUAAAGGUAAACUACCGAUUUCAGAUUUAUUACCUUAUGAAUGCUUGAAUCAACUGAAACAGAUGGGAAUUACUAGUUCACGUAUUAUAAAUGCUGUCGGUGAAUGUCAUUUCGGGGAUUACGGUUUCCAGAGUGAUUCAGUUAAAGAUUUUAACAGACCACCUUCAUGUCACUCUAGUCAAGGGCUUUCAUUUUGGAAUGAUGCAGGCUCGCGUAAUGGUACACGUAUAUACCAGUGGUUACGCAUCGAGUGAUGAAUACUAUCGUAUUAAUAUUCUGUAGACUAUACACUGUUGAACAUCAUAGGCGCCCAGUUACUACAUUGCAUUCCAUCUUAAUAAUUGCCAUUUAUUUUUCAACAUGAACUAACAGAUCAUCUGAAAUGAUUCUUUUUAAAGUUAUAUAAUUAAUAACUAAAUGUACUUGUCGUCUAAAGUAAAACUCAUCAAUCAUUGAUAAUGAUUAUAGAAACAUACUCAAACUUCAUCAACUUUUCAUUACAAAAAACAGAAGUUAAUUCCUUUAAAAUUAUCAUUUCAUUCAUAUAUUCACAAUGUGUUUCUGUUUACUUAGCUAUCAGUAAUAUGACAUAGUGAUGGACAUUGUCUUGUCUAACAAUUUUGUAAACAAUUAUCUCGUACGUGUUGUUUGCUUCACCAAAAAAAAAGUAAAUUCGCUACUAAAAUAAUCAGUGAUGCUUUUUUUUGCUGAAAUUCAAGAAAACAUUAUUUUAUAAUGGCUGGACUACAUGAAAAACUCUCUCUCAUUCAGCUUUCAUGAUAGGUGUCAAAAGUAAUGUCAG
Messenger RNA from Schistosoma turkestanicum, 3422 nucleotides. The record is from the annotation of a GenBank genome assembly. NCBI's taxonomy places the organism in Eukaryota, Metazoa, Platyhelminthes, Trematoda, Strigeidida, Schistosomatidae.